Molecule: messenger RNA, 1248 nt
Organism: Chara braunii
Lineage: Eukaryota; Viridiplantae; Streptophyta; Charophyceae; Charales; Characeae
Source: the annotation of a GenBank genome assembly
UCUUAGACACAGACGUCGACAUUAUUUUGGGGAUGCCUUGGCUUGCAAGUGCGGAUCACAUGGUCAACUUCCAUCAGCGGACACUUAUCGUUCGUGACGCCUUCGACGUCGAGGUGCCGUGUACCAUUCCUCUUCCGCACUCCUCGAUCAAGUGCCAAGUUGUACCGGCCAAGUCUUUUCAGGCUACUUGCGCUUACGAGCGGACCGGCGAGAUAGGCCUAUGCUUUCUACGAGCCGCCAUGACAACCGAAUCUUCACCUACGGACUUGUCUUCAGACCCCCGAGUGGUGCGGCUGCUCGACGAGUUCACCGACAUCUUCGAGUCUCCUACCGGUGUGGUGCCGGAUCGGCUGAUCUCCCACGAGAUCAUUCUUGAGGCCGGUGUCGUGCCGCCAAAAAGAUGCAUCUAUCGCAUGAGCAAGGAAGAGCUCGAGACGACAUCCUCGUCUAUAGCCGGACAAUGGAGGAUCAUCUUGAGCACCUUCGACGAGUGUUGGAGACGCUCCUGCCGCGCCAAGUACAAAGCCAACCGCGACAAGUGCGAAUUUGUCCGGCAAGAGCUGGAAUACUUGGGCCAUUUUGUCACAUCAGAGGGCAUCAGUCCGUUGUCGGACAAGAUUCAAGCCAUCCAAGAGUGGUCGGAGCCGAAGACCAUCACAAAUGUCUGUUCCUUCCUUGGCUUAGCCGACUACUAUCAACGCUUCAUCAAGGGAUACUUGAAGAUCGCGACUCCUUUAUCCAAGCUUCAAUGUGAGGACCGGCCAUUCGACUUCGACGACAAUGCGUGGACUUCCUUUUUGUCUCUCAAAGUCGCAUUGCUAUCCGCGGAGGUGUUGCGCAGCUACGAUCCGCUUUUGCCGACACGUGUCACUACCGAUGCGUCCGACUAUGGCAUUGGUGCCGUCCUCGAGCAACAUGACGGUGUGGACAGGCACCCGAUCGAGUACUUUAGCCAGAAAGUGUCCGUCGUGCACUCGAUUGCCGACGCACGGAAGAAGGAAUUAUUGGUCUUCGUACACGCGCUCAAGCGCUGGCGGCAUUUUCUUCUCGGUCGACGACAGUUCCGAUGGGUAACGGAUAACAAUCCAUUGGUCUUCUACAAGACCCAAGACACGGUGUCAGGACUGGUGGGUCCCGAAUAACAUCCCGCCACUCGAGAGACUGCAUAUAACCAGAUUGUGCAUAAUAGAGAAAUCUGGAGUAAGGAAGUAAGAGAGAGAAAAGACAAAGGACUAGGCCACCGGAAGG